Didymodactylos carnosus is the source of this 1053-nucleotide messenger RNA. The record is from the annotation of a GenBank genome assembly. Lineage: Eukaryota; Metazoa; Rotifera; Eurotatoria; Philodinida; Philodinidae.
AUGGCGUCUGAUAUGGCUACAGACUGGUUUCAACCAAAAGUAAGCUAUGAAGAAAAAGUUCGAUUUUGCGCGGAACUGUUAAAGUCUGUGGGUAAAAAUUCACCAAGUCAUAAACUACGUUUGCCAACGCAAUUUAAACAACAAAAAAUCCCAAAAUCGACUGACGAAGACAUUGGUCAAGGUAAAAGUGGUAAUCGACGUAAAUCACCGUCCAGAUCUCGAGUAUUUGAAGAUCAAAAUUUCAAAUUGAAAGAUGAACAAAAGUCAAGUUGGAAAUCCUUAGAAACACGUUCAAGCCAGGCAAAGGAACUUUUAUCCGCACAACCAGCAGACAGUUUUAGUAGAACGAAACAACCGCAGAAGAAUAAUCAAACAUCGCACACCUCUCUCAGAAAAAAGAUCGAAGCUUCACCAACAGCAUCGGCUUCUCGUCAUUCAGCUUCUGAACAGUUAAUGAAAACAACAGCACAAGAUGGCAGUGAAACAUCGUUUUAUCAACCAUCCAAAAUGUCGCUGAUAAAGACUAAAACACAAAGUCCAACUAGAUCAUUACAAAAAGCAAAACGACGACAAGGUGAUUGUUCAAAGUUACUUGGUAAUGAAGAUACAAGUCAAGUUGUGCCUUUGCCAGUGGUGGUGACGAAACGUCGUGCAUUUGCAUAUGCUGUACGUGAAGCUAUUUGUGUAUUACACAAAGAAAAUUCACAAGCUACAUAUGACAAUAUUCUUGAAUAUAUCUUAGCAAGAUUUGAUGAUUUAGGAACAAAUGAAGAAGCUGUAAUACGAAAAAUUAAUUUUACAUUAAAAAUGGGUACGGUAUAUGGCAAGUUGACAUACGAUGGAAAAGUGUAUGGAAUUGGUCAUGGAGUAUUAAAACUCAUGUCAGAAUCGAAAAAUGGUCGAAAUACAACACAAAAUUGUUCGCUAGAGCGAACCACAAAACGAAAAGAUAAACAAUAUUUUAGUGAUACAACGGAAUCCUUCGAACCACAAACAAUAAAAUCUCGUAGUUCACAAUCUAUAUUUUCAAAUUUUGAUAAGCAGUCCAGAUAA